AUGAGCGAAGCCAAAGCAGCAAUCUCGAUAUCACCGCUGCUCCUCCGGCUGGCUGACCCCACUACGACUUUGUACAGCGUCACUGCCCAGGAAGUUGCUGCUGCUGUCUCGCACAUUUUCGCAAACAGCAUCUCUCCCGUACAAACCGGAUGUCUUCUCUACGGUCUUCACACAACUCAGUUGGAUCGUCGUCCAGACAUCCUUGCAGCAUGCGCCAGUUCUAUGAGAUAUGCCGCUGCUCAAGUCGAUGAGGAUGCUUUGAAGGAAGCUGUGACUCAACGUGGUCGCAAGGAGGGUCAAUACCAUGGAGGUCUGUGCGACAUAGUCGGUACUGGCGGUGACAGCCACAACACAUACAAUGUCAGCACAACCUCGAGUAUCCUCGCCUCAGCCCUGCUCAUGAUGGCCAAACACGGUAACAACGCUUCGACCUCAAAGUCCGGUUCAGCCGACCUCCUCCUCGCUGCUUCACCUUCUCCCGUAAUCGCCGCUACCACCGAGAAGACACUGCCCGAAAUCUACUCUCGCACAAACUACGCCUUCCUCUACGCUCGCGAAUGGCAUCCUGGCAUGAAGCACGCUGCUGCUAUCCGUAAAGAGCUACCAUUCCGAACAAUCUUCAAUCUACUCGGUCCUUUGGCCAACCCGGUACAAAACAGUAAUCUGAUUGAGGCUCGCAUCCUCGGUGUCGCCAAACGCGACAUGGGCCCUGUGUUCGCAGAGUCUAUGCGCUUGGCCGGUGCAAGAAAGGCUUUGAUCGUAUGCGGUGCCGAAGACUUGGAUGAGUUCAGUUGUGCCGGACCUUCAUACUGCUGGACGCUGAAACCGCAUUCCGAUGCUGCCGACUCUCAAGUCGACAUCGUACCUUUCACUGUCGCGCCCGAGGACUUUGGCUUGAAGCCUGUACCGCUUAGCCUUGUCGCAGGUGGUAAGUCUCCUCAAGAGAACGCCGUCAUCCUGCAGAGCAUCCUUGACGGCACGAUUGAUCCCAACGAUCCCGUCCUUACUUUUGUCCUGAUAAACACAGCUGCUCUUUUGGUGUGCUCAGGUAUCUGUGACUCAGACACUAGCGAGAUGGGCCCCGGAGACGACGGUAAUGUCAUCACAGAGCGUGGCCCUGGUGGUCUGCGCUGGAAGGAGGGCGUCAGACGUGCCCGUUGGUGUAUUACCAGCGGCGCUGCCAAAGAGCAGUGGGAAGCAUUCGUCAAGGUUACCAACGAGAUCGGCGGUGAACAGUGA
Aureobasidium pullulans EXF-150 is the source of this 1239-nucleotide messenger RNA. RefSeq lists its product as uncharacterized. Gene Ontology annotation, molecular function: anthranilate phosphoribosyltransferase activity. Gene Ontology annotation, biological process: L-tryptophan biosynthetic process. Bases 1 to 1239 code for a protein of 412 amino acids. The transcript is spliced from 2 exons. The record is from RefSeq and is a predicted model, not a curated record. Lineage: Eukaryota; Fungi; Ascomycota; Dothideomycetes; Dothideales; Saccotheciaceae. Gene Ontology annotation, cellular component: cytosol.